Messenger RNA from Opisthorchis viverrini, 291 nucleotides. RefSeq lists its product as hypothetical. The transcript has a single exon. The annotation marks the transcript as partial. The record is from RefSeq and is a predicted model, not a curated record. Lineage: Eukaryota; Metazoa; Platyhelminthes; Trematoda; Opisthorchiida; Opisthorchiidae.
GAUGUCCAAUUUCCCGGUGGACAUGCCAUUGAUUCCAUCUGUGGGACAACCUCCUGCACACCAGAACUUUUGCUGAAAGGCCUUGGGGGUAGUCAAAGUCCAUUUCCAGUGGAAUACGACAUUGUUGCGGAUGGAGAGAAGGCAUUUGAUCAACAGUUUUACUUCUGCAACGCGACGGUUCCCAGGCGUCACCUGGAUUCAGGCGGUCCAGCUUGUUCAUGCCUAGACUGCGAGAGCUCGUGCGUUCCGCCUCCAGAACCACCCGCGCCCACCCCCAUACCGAAAGUAUUU